CCGCGCCGAGCCCGUCCCCGCGAGGCCGGCUCCCCGGGCGGCUCGGGUGACAGUGUCGCGGCCGCCGGGCAGAGCCGAGCGCCAGGCGCACGCCUCGGCAGAGACGCGGGGAAAAUGGCUGAUGACUUCGGCUUCUUCUCGUCGUCGGAGAGCGGGGCCCCCGAGGCGGCCGAGGAGGACCCGGCGGCCGCCUUCCUGGCCCAGCAGGAGAGCGAGAUCGCGGGCAUAGAGAAUGACGAGGGCUUCGGGGCUCCUGCCGGCGGCCAGGCGGCCCUCGCGCAGCCGGGACCAGCGAGCGGGGCUGGUUCUGAUGACCUGGGGACCACGAUCAAUGGAGAUGUGUUUCAGGAGGCUAACGGUCCAGCCGACAGCUACGCUGCGAUUGCCCAGGCUGACAGGCUGACACAGGAACCUGAGAGCAUCCGCAAAUGGAGGGAGGAGCAGAAGAAACGGCUGCAAGAGCUGGAUGCUGCCUCCAAGGUGAUGGAACAGGAGUGGCGGGAGAAGGCCAAGAAGGACCUGGAGGAGUGGAACCAGCGCCAGAGUGAACAAGUUGAGAAGAACAAGAUCAACAACCGGAUCGCUGACAAAGCAUUCUACCAGCAGCCAGAUGCUGAUAUCAUCGGCUACGUGGCAUCUGAGGAGGCUUUUGUGAAGGAAUCCAAGGAGGAGACCCCAGGCACAGAGUGGGAGAAGGUGGCCCAGCUGUGUGACUUCAACCCCAAGAGCAGCAAGCAGUGCAAAGAUGUGUCUCGCCUGCGCUCGGUGCUCAUGUCCCUGAAGCAGACGCCGCUGUCCCGCUAGGUGCCUGCCACAAAGCAUGGCCACAAAGCAUGGGCCGGGCAGAGGGGGAGCAGCUGCUUCGGCCAGGGUGGAAACUGCCUUCAGCGGCUGCUACACACAGCGUAUCCUGUUCCUCCCCGCCUCCCGGGCUGGGAAGGGGACCCCUCACUCCUCACCCCUCAUUUCCUCCUGGCCCUGUGGCCCAGCCCCUCACACCUCCUCUCAGUCCACAGAAUUGUGACUGUUCCUCUUGAUGUAUUUUUUCUUCUUGGCUUAAAGGGUGUGUUGUUAACUCUUUUUACACUUA
This is a messenger RNA of Ceratotherium simum simum (southern white rhinoceros), 1090 nucleotides long. The record is from RefSeq and is a predicted model, not a curated record. Lineage: Eukaryota; Metazoa; Chordata; Mammalia; Perissodactyla; Rhinocerotidae.